Messenger RNA from Cuscuta europaea, 1290 nucleotides. The record is from the annotation of a GenBank genome assembly. NCBI's taxonomy places the organism in Eukaryota, Viridiplantae, Streptophyta, Magnoliopsida, Solanales, Convolvulaceae.
CAACCGUCCAAAACCCAAGAGAUAAAGAAUCUGGACUUUUUCCUGGCCACCUUCAUCUCCUUCGCCUGAUCCAAUAUUCUUAUCAGCACACGGAUUAACUAAUACGCUUUGCUUUGAUUCUCUCUUCACACCAUUGCUCUUCCCUAACUCUCCUCAUUUCCUUACACCCACCAGCAACUACAGACACAUUUAUUCCCCCUACUCUGUUUUUUUUAUAAAUUCUAAAUAAACAUAGAGAUGAAGAACAAUAACUUUGCAAGAAAAGGAGGAAAAAUGGAGGAAUUUCAAGCCAUUCACAAGCUUCCUCAUGGUGAUAGUCCCUAUGUGAAAGCUAAAUAUGCUCAGCUAGUUGACAAAGAUGCAGAAGCUGCCAUAGUUCUGUUUUGGAAGGCAAUCAAUGCAGGAGAUAGAGUGGAUAGCGCACUGAAAGACAUGGCAGUCGUUAUGAAGCAACAGGACAGAGGUGAAGAAGCCAUUGAAGCUAUCAAGUCUUUCAGAUUCCUCUGCUCUAAGCAAGCCCAGGAAUCGCUUGAUAAUGUUCUUAUCGAUUUGUACAAGAGCUGUGGGAAAUUGGAGGAACAGAUUGAGCUGUUGAAGGAGAAGUUGAGGAUGAUUUACCAAGGAGAAGCAUUCAAUGGAAAACCUACAAAGACGGCUCGCUCCCAUGGAAAGAAAUUCCAAGUCACAAUUAAGCAGGAAACCACCAGAAUACUGGGUAACUUGGGGUGGGCAUACAUGCAGCAAAUGAAUUAUGGAGCUGCUGAGAUUGUUUACCACAAAGCGCAGGAUAUAGAUCCAGAUGCCAAUAAAGCCUGUAACCUGUGUCUUUGCCUCAUCAGACAAGUGAAGUGUAAAGAAGCAAGAGAUGUACUAGAAGGCGUUUUGACAGGGAAACUGUCUGGUUCAGAGGAUCCCAAGACAGUGGCUCGUGCCGAGGAACUGUUGCUGGAGCUUAAGCAUUUAGAAACCGCAAAAUGCGCUUCAGUCCCUGUCGGGGCCAGUUUAGAGUAUGCAUUUGUUGAGGGUCUGGAUAAAAUGGUGAACCACUGGGCACCAUUCAGGUCUAGGAGACUUCCCAUUUUUGAAGAAAUCUCCCCUCAAAGAGAUCAAUUGGCUUGUUGAUACAUUAUUCGUAGUUAGAUUCACUCUUUCAGUCGUGUGUGGAUAAUGUCUUAAAAAAAGUUAGCUCGUGGUUUAGCACUUUAGCCUAAGCAGGUAUUGAUUUUGUUUUCCUCAUUGAAACUACACAAGUGUUCGUUUAACACUUCAUGAUAAUCUAACAUUCUAACA